ACCUCCGGGCAUCGGGCUGUUCCGGACGCGUCCUCGGAGUGAAAGGCGACGUGAGCGAAACAUAGCAACGCAGUGGUUUUGUGGACCAGCGCCAGCGCGUAACCCACCAUAUAGGCUGCUGCGAUAGCGAACCUGAAAAGAAUAACAAAAUGUCAGUCUACGCACGACACCACAACAACAGCAGCAGCCGCCGGCAAUCGGGACGGAUCGGGGCCGUGGCGAAAGGGUUGUUGCUGUUGGCCACGGUUCUGCAGACCGUGACCACGGCAUGCCAAGCGCAGCGAGUAGGUGAUCGCGAGUACAAACCGGAAAUGGCCGAUCUCUACAUUACGGUGAACGCGCGGACCCGCACCCUCGAGUUGGCGUGGCGCAAUUUUGAUGAUCUGUCCAAUUACAUUCUGCUGGCCGAGCGGUACCCGGUGCCGGCGUUCCAACCACGCUACUACUACUACACGCGCCAACCGGCCGCGUCCACCACUCCCGGUCCACCGGGGGACGAUGCGGCGGUGACUGGCGGCGGCAGCACGCCGGAAGUGACCACUGGCGGUGACAGCGUUAACGAUGGCAGUACCACCGAAAAUAGCGCAUCGACGACCGACGACGAGACUGGCGAGCUGGAGGUCGAGUGGGACUACGACUUCCGGGACGAGCAUGGCGUGCGGAAGAAGGAAGUUCUAUUUUCGGUGCAACCCAUCUUCGCCAACGGCUGGACCCGGACCGACAUCAAGUUCAACUACGACCUGAUGAAGGAAGCAAACACGACGACCGGGUGCUACGGGUACUACGGGUAUUUCGUGAGCCCCAACGGCACCGUGCUGGAUGUGCACUGUAUGAAGCUGUACCCGACCUGGAUGAACGAUCUGCGGUCGCACCUGAGCGGGUUCCGUGUAAAGGAGCUCUUCCUGCCCGGGACGCACGAUUCGGCGUCCUAUAAGCGCAAUUUUGACCCGCAGUACCAGGAGAACAUUGUCAGCAAGUACGCACUGACACAGGACGACGAUAUACGGUCGCAGCUGCUGCUGGGCGUCCGGUACAUCGAUCUGCGCGUCGGAUACUACAAAUCGGACCGGGAUCAGUUCUGGGCCAAUCACGGUAUCUCUCGGAUGCACCCGCUGGCUCAAGAUCUGGAGCAGAUCCGGCAGUAUGCGCUCGAGACGAAGGAGAUUAUCGUGGUGGAUGUGCAGGAGUUCCCGGUGGGCUUCGGCAAGGGUUACGACGUGCACCUCAAACUGAUCGAUUAUCUGCAGCGUACGCUGGGCGAUGUGAUGGCAGCCCCGGGUGCCGGCUGGUCCCGGACGCUGGGCGAAAUCUGGGCCGGUGGCAAAACGGUGCUCCUGGCGUACGACAAUGAGUUUGCGGCCAGGGCCUUCCCGGAGGUGCUGUGGCGUUCGGUCCAGCAGCGGUGGGGCAACGUGCAGAAGGUGAACGAUCUCAAAAACUACCUCUUCAAGGUGCACGAUCGUUACAGCUGGGAGUACUCUCACCGGCCGGUGGCCGACAUGGCCGAGCUGACGCCUGAUCCGUGGGGUGUCAUCACGGACCGUUAUGGGGGUCUGCGGAAGAUGGCCGACUCCGUGAAUCGGUUCGUCACCAAGUGGUACUUCGAGGAUCUCGGCCCCACGGCCAACGUGGUAGCGGUGGACUUUCUGCGCGGCACCAGCAUUGUGGACGCGGCGAUAUACUGGAACCUGAAGCGCGUACCGAGUGGUCAAUAA
Molecule: messenger RNA, 1715 nt
Organism: Anopheles bellator
Lineage: Eukaryota; Metazoa; Arthropoda; Insecta; Diptera; Culicidae
Gene: PLCXD
Exons: 4
Coding region: 150-1715 (521 amino acids)
Biological process (GO): lipid metabolic process
Molecular function (GO): phosphoric diester hydrolase activity
Source: RefSeq, a predicted model, not a curated record